Molecule: messenger RNA, 1213 nt
Organism: Lutzomyia longipalpis
Lineage: Eukaryota; Metazoa; Arthropoda; Insecta; Diptera; Psychodidae
Gene: rdgBbeta
Product: cytoplasmic phosphatidylinositol transfer protein 1
Exons: 5
Coding region: 157-993 (278 amino acids)
Biological process (GO): phospholipid transport
Cellular component (GO): cytoplasm
Molecular function (GO): phosphatidylinositol transfer activity; phosphatidylinositol binding
Source: RefSeq, a predicted model, not a curated record
AAAAGACAUUUUGGGCUGAAGAAAAAUUGUAAUAGUGAGCUCCCAUGUGCGUAGGGCCCACAGACAAGACUGCAUAGAAUCCCUAACAUAUUUUUUCCUUUAAAGAAAAUUAUACAUAUUUAGUUAAAGAAAAAGGAACCAAAGCAUUUCAUCAUUAUGGUGUUAACUAAGGAAUACAGGAUUUGCAUGCCGUUGUCAGUGGAAGAGUACCAAAUCGGACAACUCUACAUGAUAGCACGACAUAGUCUGGAAAAAUCGGACUCAGGGCAAGGAGUUGAAGUAGUCGAGAACUCCGAGUGUGAAAGCGAAGAACAUGGAAAAGGGCAAUAUACGGAGAAAAGGGUUCAUCUUUCCAAUCGUCUUCCGUAUUGGAUACAAGCUGUAUGUCCGCGUGUUUUCUACAUCACAGAAAAAGCAUGGAAUUACUAUCCAUUUACACUAACAGAAUACACAUGCUCUUUUAUACCAAAGUUCAACAUUUCAAUUCAAACAAGGUAUGAAAACAACAACGGAAGCACAGAAAAUUGCUUGAAGCUACCAGAAGAUAAAUUAGCUGAAAGAUCCGUUGAUCACGUUGAUAUUGCUUUUGAGGAAAUUGAUCCUAAGCACUACAAACAGGAAGAAGAUCCAAAGUACUUCAAGUCAAAAAUAACUAAUCGCGGCCCUUUGAUUGAAGGCUGGCGUGACUAUGAAAAUCCAAUUAUGUGUUCAUAUAAAUUGGUUAAUGCUUCCUUCGAAGUUUGGGGUCUGCAAACGCGUGUUGAGGACUUCAUUCAGAAGUGUAUUCGGGAUAUUCUACUUCUUGGACAUCGGCAGGCAUUCACGUGGAUUGAUGAGUGGUACAAUAUGACCAUGGAGGAUGUUCGAGAGUACGAAAAGUCCAAGCAAGUUGAAACUAAUGAAAAAGUUCUGCAGAAGAAUGCUGAUGAGGCAGAGAAUCAAAUUAAUGGCGAAAAGAAUAAUGAGAACAAAUCAUCGCUAUCAUUUGAUUAGAAACUUAUAAAAAAGAAUUUAAAAAAAACUCAAGAAGAGAAAAUAUAUUAGGUUUGUUUUCUUGUUUUGGGCACGAUCUUCAUUAUUCAAUGUAAAAAAAAAUUGUAGCGAAUAUAUUAAAGUACAAGAUAUGUAUGCAACCCUUAUUAGGAAAAUCUGUGAAUUAUGUAUGUAGUAUUUCCAAAAUAAUUUAAAAUAAAUCUCUAUGUUAUGUGCAAAA